AUGAUAUCGAGGAAGAGUAAAGCAUAGAAGCGUGGGGGUUGGGGUUGAACUGGUGUAAACGAAAAGCCGCAAGUCACUCUAUAAAUUUAUAAAUAGUACCAUUUUUGGACGCAAGGAAAGGAGCAAUGGAACCUCGUGGUCGUGGUCGUGGUCGCGACCAUCACUCUCCAUCCACUGCACCGGUUGUUGUUAGAUAUGAGGAAUCUGAGCGCGGUAGUGGCAGUAAGGAGAAGAAUUCAUCAGCUGAUUCUGAUUCUGUUGAAAUGAGAGUGGGGAAGUUAAGUAUUGGCGAUGAUAAGCCAGCAGCAGCAGGGUUCGAUAUAUGUCCCCCUAAACAAGCUGGAAGCGUUGUUCUGAAACCUCCUUUGCUUUUAAAGAACAGAGAAAAGAGACAGUCUAGUAAUAGCCGUAGCAAUGUGGUCGUAUCAUUAAGGCCUGGGAUGGUGUUUCUGAAGGGUUACCUGUCACUAAGCGAUCAGGAGAUGAUAGUGAAAAGAUGCAGGGAGUUGGGGGUGGGAAGUGGAGGAUUCUACCAGCAUGGUUACGGGGAAGACACCAAAAUGCAUUUGAAAAUGAUGUGCCUCGAAAAGAACUGGGAUCCUCAGUUCGGUCAAUACGGAGACCGACGCCCAUUUGACGGAGCAAAGCCACCGCAAAUUCCUCCCGAGUUCCACAGCCAUGUCCACAGUGCACUCAAGGAUUCCAAUGCCCUCCUUCCCUCUAUCUCCCCCGACAUCUGCAUUGUCAACUUUUACUCCGAAACUGGCCGUCUGGGUCUUCAUCAGGACAAGGAUGAAAGUCCAGAUAGUCUUCGCCUAGGCUUGCCCGUCAUAUCCUUCUCCAUUGGAGACUCUGCUGACUUCCUCUACGCUGACCACAGGGAUCUCGACCAGCCUAAAAAAUUGCAACUCCAAUCUGGUGAUGUUUUGAUCUUUGGUGGCCCCUCUAGAAAUCUAUUCCAUGGCGUCGCCUCUAUUCAUCCAAACACUGCCCCCAACCUCUUGCUCCAACAUACUAAUCUAUGCCCUGGUCGCUUGAAUCUUACCUUUAGGCGGUACUAAAUUAUAUAUGCCUUUCUAUGCAUUGCUACCUAUUUUGUAAAGUCUCUUAUGUGAUACAGACUAAAUCAACAAUGCUCCUAAUGCUCUACUAAUUUUGAUGAUACCUAUAGUUUCUUAUUGCUUUUUAAAUUCUAUAGUUUUUAGUUGCAUUGCUUCUC
Messenger RNA from Glycine soja, 1219 nucleotides. Its product is annotated as alpha-ketoglutarate-dependent dioxygenase AlkB homolog. The transcript is spliced from 2 exons. The record is from RefSeq and is a predicted model, not a curated record. Bases 126 to 1061 code for a protein of 311 amino acids. Gene Ontology annotation, cellular component: cytoplasm; nucleus. Gene Ontology annotation, molecular function: oxidative RNA demethylase activity; ferrous iron binding; broad specificity oxidative DNA demethylase activity. Lineage: Eukaryota; Viridiplantae; Streptophyta; Magnoliopsida; Fabales; Fabaceae. Gene Ontology annotation, biological process: oxidative RNA demethylation.